Durio zibethinus is the source of this 1317-nucleotide messenger RNA. RefSeq names its product syntaxin of plants 81 (gene SYP81). NCBI's taxonomy places the organism in Eukaryota, Viridiplantae, Streptophyta, Magnoliopsida, Malvales, Malvaceae. Gene Ontology annotation, biological process: retrograde vesicle-mediated transport, Golgi to endoplasmic reticulum. Gene Ontology annotation, cellular component: membrane; endoplasmic reticulum; SNARE complex. The record is from RefSeq and is a predicted model, not a curated record.
UUUAUUUCUUUUAGUACUUUUUCCCACAUUUCCCUUUCUUUUUCUAGAUUUUCGUUUCUUCACCCUUUCCUGCAACUGUUCCCUUCGAGUUCUAGAUUUCAAUUCAAUUCAAUAAAUGGUUGGUUAAAAGUUUAAAAGAAUAGGAAAAAAAUCCAACGAAAUUGGAAAAAAAUAGUUGAAAAUCACAAACAUGUCAAGAUUCAGAGAUCGAACUGACGAUUUCAAAGAUGCUGUUCGGCACACCGCAAUUUCAUCAGGUUACAACGAGUCUAAAUUGGCAGCAAUUAUGGCGUCUUUUAUAAUCCAUAAACCGCGUCAGAUGACGCCGUUUACUAAAUCUGCACUCAAAACGUUAGAGAGCAUAGGAGCUUUGGAUCAGUUCAUGUCAAAGCACCGGAAAGAUUACGUGGAUGUUCACCGGACAACUGAGCAAGAGAGGGACAGCAUUGAACAUGAAGUUACUGCUUUUAUUAAAGUUUGCAAAGAUCAAAUUGAUGUUCUCAAUAAUAGCAUAAAUGAUGAAGAGGCAAGCUCAAAGGGCUGGCUUGGAAUCAAGGAUACCUCAAAUGCUGAUACCAUAGCGCAUAAACAUGGAGUGGUACUAAUUUUAAGUGAGAAACUUCAUUCAGUCACGGCGCAGUUUGAUCAGCUGAGAGCCAUUCGCUUCCAAGAUGCUAUCAAUAGAGCAAUACCAAGAAGAAAACUUAAGCGGGUUGUCAAUUCAAAUACUCUAGAUACCUCUAAACCAAUCAAUUUGGAGCUCGGAGAGACCAAUGAGCUGCAACACGAACCUCUUAGAGUCCAACAGGAAUUACUGGAUGAUGAAACCCGUGCUCUUCAGGUUGAGUUGACUAGUCUUCUAGAUGCUGUUCAAGAAACCGAAACUAAGAUGGUGGAGAUGUCUGCACUGAACCACCUCAUGUCCACACAUGUUCUGCAACAAGCUCAACAGAUAGAACAUCUCUAUGAUCAGGCGGUUGAAGCCACAAAAAAUGUAGAGCUGGGUAACAAAGAGCUUUCUCAAGCUAUCCAAAGGAAUAGCAGCAGCAGGACCUUUCUGUUGCUUUUCCUAUUUGUACUUACCUUUUCAAUCAUGUUUCUUGACUGGUAUAAUUAAAAAUAUAGUAGUUCUUACCAUUUUUAUCCACUGAUCUGUUUUUGUUUCCCAAAAGAAAAGGAAAGUCCCCUUCUUUUCCUUGUAGGUUAAAUGAUGGAAAAGAACUACAAAGUAUCUAACAAUUAAUUAACGCAAAGUAAUGCGAGAUUUUCCUACUGUAAUUCCUUUAUGAUGAAAAAGGUUGAAUUUUUGUGUUGAAA